Mytilus trossulus (common blue mussel) is the source of this 693-nucleotide messenger RNA. Its product is annotated as ribonuclease H-like. Gene Ontology annotation, biological process: DNA replication, removal of RNA primer. The coding region runs from base 1 to 693 and encodes 230 amino acids. Lineage: Eukaryota; Metazoa; Mollusca; Bivalvia; Mytilida; Mytilidae. The transcript has a single exon. Gene Ontology annotation, molecular function: RNA-DNA hybrid ribonuclease activity; nucleic acid binding. The record is from RefSeq and is a predicted model, not a curated record.
AUGAAUAACACCCCUUGUGAAGAAAAACUUGGAAAUGUCACCAUCCAGACCUCAGUUCCGCUCAUUACCACCAGAGAUGAACAGACUAGUAAUGUAAAGAAAAUACUUACAAUGAGUAUGCUUGAAGAACAGUAUCCUUCAAAAACUAGGGUAAGAGUAUAUACAGAUGGGUCAGCCACAAAUGCCACAGCAAAUGGAGGGGCUGGUAUAUACAUUAAGUACCCCAAUGGAGAUCAACAAUCAGAGGCAAUACCAACAGGCCUACAUUGUUCAAACUACAAAGCUGAAGAAAAAGCCAUUACUCAUGCUGCACAUUCCAUCAAAAACAAAAUCGAUGAUACAACUCAAGUAGUAUUCCUGACUGAUGCCCUCUCUGUUCUACAAGCUUUGAAGAACGACAAGCUGCCUCAACUCCAACAAGCUUUAUACAACAUCAAAAGUCUGACAACAGUAAUUCAGUGGAUCCCUUCACACUGUGGAGUUUGGGGUAAUGAACAAGCCGACAGAUUAGCAAAGUAUGGUGCUGAACAACAACAGGAAGAAAAUCCAGUCUGCUUUUCAGAGAUGAAGACUAUCAUAAAAUCUCUGUUCAACACUCUACAGCAACAAGAUAGUUACCACCAGCUAACAAGAUCUGAACAAACCACCAUCUUUAGACUGAGGACAGGACACAACAGACUCAACCAACAUUAA